Molecule: messenger RNA, 2638 nt
Organism: Exaiptasia diaphana
Lineage: Eukaryota; Metazoa; Cnidaria; Anthozoa; Actiniaria; Aiptasiidae
Product: kinesin-like protein KIF9
Exons: 5
Coding region: 57-2378 (773 amino acids)
Biological process (GO): microtubule-based movement
Molecular function (GO): ATP binding; microtubule motor activity; microtubule binding
Source: RefSeq, a predicted model, not a curated record
UCGAAGUAGAAGCUUUGUUCAUUAUUUCUUUUCUGUUUUAACCUGCAUUGUUCAAAAUGAGCCGUAACGGAAGAGUCAAAGUGUUUGUAAGGAUUCGUCCUACUUCCAAGUUCGCAGAAAAUAAUAURGAGCUUUUGCCAGAUGGAAAAUCAAUDAACAUUCACUGCAGCAAAGACCAGAGACGAGGGUACAUCAAUAAUCAGAUUUUGGACUGGGGAUUUUCACUUGACAGAGUAUUCCAUAAUGCCAGUCAGGACGUAGUUUAUGAAGAAUGUGCUAAGGAUAUACUUACAAGCACUCUAGCUGGAUACAAUGCGACAAUAAUGACUUACGGUCAGACAGGAGCCGGCAAGACUUUCACAAUGACCGGAUCAACUGAGCGAUUUGAACAUCGUGGAAUCAUUCCUCGUGCUAUUCAACAGCUAUUUCGAGAGAUAAGUGAAAAGCCAGAGACUGCUGUUACAGUGAGAGUUUCGUACAUGGAAAUCUACAAUGAGUGCAUGUARGAUUUACUAGCAACUCUUCCCGGUACGGUUCCCUUGGACCCAAGUAUGAUGAGUGUAACUGAAGAAAGUAACGGUGGUUUUACUAGAGUYAAAGGUCUUUCUAUCCACACAGCGAAUAACGAAGAAGAAGCYUUAAAUUUGCUUUUUGAAGGUGAAACYAACAGAAUCAUUGCCCAGCACUCACUGAAUAAACACUCUUCAAGYUCCCACUGCAUCUUCACACUUUACAUUGAAUCCCAUUCAAGAGUUGAGUCCAACACUAAUUUCACUUUGUCCAAGCUAAACCUUGUUGAUUUAGCUGGUUCAGAGAGACUUGGCAAGACCCAGUCYUAUGGWGAWACCCAGACAGAAGCGAUGUAUAUCAAUAAAUCACUGACAUUCCUUGAACAAGUGGUUAUAGCACUAGGUGAUCCUCAUCGUGAGCAUGUUCCAUAUAGACAGAGCAAGCUCACCCAUGUACUAAAGGACUCCCUAGGGGGCAGGAGUAAUAUGCUACUUAUUGCRAAUAUUUGGGGAGAAGCUGAACAGUUGGAAGAAACGCUCUCUACACUUCGUUUUGGGAGUCGUAUGAUGAUGGUACAGUGUGAGCCAGCCAUCAUGGAAUACUACGAUACCAACAAACUCUGCAAYGAAUAUGAAAAAGAAAUCAAGRUYCUACGAAAYGAACUCGCWAUGCAUGACACUCUUACUAACCGRAGCCAGAUAUCAUACGAACCUCUUUCUUACUCGCAAAUCGAGGAAGUCCGAGACCAGGUGAUGAGAUUCCUUGAUGGAGAAUUAAAUGACAUUGARRUGAUUAAUGUCAGGCAGAUACAGGAAACUUUUGCGCAGUUCAAGUCAAUCGUCAAGUCUCUUGAAACAGACAUGGAGGAAAAGCUUAAGCAAAAGUACAUUUUACAAGAGCGUGCUGAAACUGCUUCUGGGUCCGUAGCCAAGUCUGGCGGCAAAGGAGAAGGAGAAACAGGUACAGUUGGUGAAGUUGAUGCCAAGGGUUUUGGUGUUGGUGUGGCUAGCGGAGGCGUGAAACCAAAUGUUGCAGCGCUCGCGACGACAAAGCGAUCGAAAAGCCGAAAGAGCAGAGACAGUGCUGACCCAAAAUCAAGAGCAGGAACAAGACGAUCAGCCGGUCGCGAGAAGCCCGAGUCUCCCGCACCUUCAGAAGCAUCAGACAAAAGACUACCCACACCACCCCCCAAAGAUAACGCAUUUGAAGAAUUUAAAAAGGAAAGGGGGAGUGAAAUUAACCGAAUUUUGAAUGAGAACAAAGCAAUCCUAAAAGCAAAAAGACAGACGGCAAAGGACCUCUCUACAACUAUUAACAGCCUUAAACACGACAUGGACCAAGAAUCGAUGUUACUCAAUACUAAAACUGACGAAAGGUUGCGUGACGGACAAUUCGUUACUGAAAAUGGUCAGGUAGUCAUCGAUGAAGGAGAAUUCAAUCAUCUGAAAAAGCUUAAAGAACUCAAAGCAAAAUAUAGAGAAAAUUACGAGGAGCUGCAAAACACCAAAUCUGAAAUCAUGUACUGUGAGAAACUUGUCAAUCAAUGUCGUCAGAGGUUGCUAAGUGAGUUUGACAGCUGGUACACGGAGUCUUUCCUAGGCCCUGACGAACAGAUCACAAGCUCGGUACCAGGCGUGCGCAAGGUUUCRCAGGUAGGGUACGUUCCCGAAGAUGAGCAAGAGAAAUUUGACCAACUCCAGCUCGAGCUACUAAUGGAGCAACCCGAUUCAGUGCCGUAUUACAACGCUAAAAUGCAGACUGAAAGACGAAUCCARUUAUCUGCAAGUACGAGAAAYACAAAGAACAAACCKGGAUCUGUGGUGGCCACCAUUAGAAACAAACCUCCUUCUACAUUAACCGUUACAUAAGAACACAAAAAAGAAUUUGUUACCUCGAGUUUUAUCAUUAUUUUCAAUGUAAUAUUUGUAUAUAAAGGAUUAUUUUAGUACACAGAAUUUUAUAGUUUACGUUAAGUAUAAAUUUCACAGCACAAAUGCACUAGUUAUAAUGAAAUAUUUCCUUUGAUGUGAAAACUACAUACCAUGUCACAUYCUAAAUGGUUUUGUAAAGUUUGCUUAGUUCAACCUUUAUUCUUGGAAAUAAACAAGGCAUSUCUUCGAUAACCAUG